This is a messenger RNA of Orbicella faveolata, 491 nucleotides long. Its product is annotated as AP-3 complex subunit mu-1-like. The record is from RefSeq and is a predicted model, not a curated record. Gene Ontology annotation, cellular component: clathrin adaptor complex. NCBI's taxonomy places the organism in Eukaryota, Metazoa, Cnidaria, Anthozoa, Scleractinia, Merulinidae. Gene Ontology annotation, biological process: intracellular protein transport; vesicle-mediated transport.
AUGCAUUUGUCAUUGUUAAGGGAGGAAAAAGAACUCAGGCAAACUGUUUUUGCUCACUUUAAGGUGGAAGACGUGGUGGUGACGGUCCCCUUCCCCAAGCAAGUGUUGAAUGUAAAUCUUACUCCUUCAGUUGGAACAUGUUCCUUUGAUCCAGUCAAGAAAGAGCUUAUCUGGGAUAUUGGUAAAAUAAUACCACAAAAGUUACCAAAUUUGAGAGGAAAUGUAAGUGCAACUUUGAACACUUUUUUGUAAGUUUAGUUGCCAAGUUCGUCAGUAGUGUAGUACAGGAAUGUUUCCUUGUGAAUCUUACAUCAGAUUAUCUGUCAUGACAAAUACAGGAAACAAAAGUAAAUGUCGAUACAAUAUGAGGGACUGCGUCGAAGUACACUUGUGGAAAUAGCUUGUUUAUGGCAGAUGAAGAAACCACACCAGCCAAACUAAGUCUGUUGACUACAUUAAGAUUACUGGAACAUAGCAAUAUUCGACAUGAA